Pseudo-nitzschia multistriata is the source of this 1789-nucleotide messenger RNA. Lineage: Eukaryota; Bacillariophyta; Bacillariophyceae; Bacillariales; Bacillariaceae. The record is from the annotation of a GenBank genome assembly.
CGGCAAUGGUACGAUUUCAAAAACCCUCCUUUUGCGAUUGGUUUCCGGAAAAUUGCACAAUCUUCGAGAACGGAAUAGAACACAACCACAACGCGCCGCAAAUUGCUCAAUGAUUUGUUCYGGCCUUGGGAGCACACGAGUACGUACCGAACCCAAACGCAAGAACGCCUGACACCURAUAAAGGAACGCAAUCCAAUCCUUGUUUCCGGAGAGUAGGAGUUGCACGGUCACUCCCCAACAAAAUACCGACACCUUUCACCUGGCAAAGUAUCGGCACCACGAAAAAAAAGGAGUUGGUUCGAUUUGCCKGAACGGAAGCACCCCGUCCAUCAACGCUGACAUCUUCCAUCAAAUCAUACAACACCAAUGACAUCCUUUGACUUGCGYGCGGUUGUGGAAAUCCCCACCGCUGCCCUCCACUACGAGGACGGCGCAAGAACGCGGUGGAGCAGCAGGAGGGGCAUGGGCCGCGCAAAGAKCUUCGAUCGUUCCAUCGGCCCUGCAAAGAACCCCAGCCACACAACCAAACCCCGCGGCAACAAGGCCGGCAACAACAACAGCAACAGCAGCUACAACAACAACAAGAACAGCUACACCACCACCACCACCAACAACAACAAGAACCACAAAGCCSCCAUGAAGAUUCCGGGCACACCGCGAACCGUGCAUUGCUGCAGCGACGAGGAGAUCGAGGACGAGGAUCCCUUCCUUGUCUUUGAGCAAGRGGAAGACUCCGGCUCCGACGCCCCUGCCCCCCGUUCGGAGGCAAGCCCCCCGAGGGCCGGCGUUUCGGCCCUUCCGGCCUCGUCGGAGGCGUCGUGCACGUCGUCCGUCUCGUCUUUUUCCAGGCACACCCAAGCGCACACCCGUGGGAGGGGGCCCGGGCGCAGCAAGAGCAACAGCGAGCGCUUCUUUGCCUCGGACCACUCCAGCGGCUUUUACGAGGCCCCAAGGGCCGCGAGGACCCGCAAGCAGAUCCGCAGGCUCUACGGGACCACCGCCUCGUCGUCCGCCGCGAGCGUGGCCACCGAGGCGUCCUCUUCCUCCUCCCGGAGCCKGCGGUCCAUCGCGAGGGUCCGGGACGCCUGGCAGAGCCUGGUGUCCCCGGACUUUUCCUUCGGCGGCCCCCUGGGCCUGGGCCGGUCGGCCCAGUCGCCGCUCCUCCCGUACAAGAGCGGCAGCCGCCGGUACAAGGACGAAACACGGGGACAAAGGAUCUACUACUCCCUGGGGGACGACGGCGGCGGCGGUGGCGGCGACACAAGGGGGGCUUGCGCCGCGGGACGGGGGGUGCCGAGCCUUCCCUCGCUCGCGCCGGAGCCGUUCGCUCCCCCAAAAGCAGCGGAGGCCGGGGCGGUCCAUCGAUUCUCGRAGGAAGCCUCUCCCCUUGGGUCGCCGUCCCGGUCGCUGCCGGGCCGGGCCUCCCGGCCGGYGSCSCCCCCCCGCGGGCCCGACKACGGCGACAGCGAUUCCGACGACGACGACGACGAAGACGAUCCCUGCCACGGGGACCACCCGGGGGCGGGGACCUUUGAUUUUGCCAUUGGAAGGGGAGAAUGCUAGAACCAGCCAGCGAGCGAAACAAGGGCACCGCUUACUCCACUCCACUCCACCGCAGCGCAGCAAAGUGCCACUCAACGCAACGCAACACAAGCGCGGCCUGCCCUGCCGCGGCCCGGCCUUGCAAAAGAGAACCAAGCGCAGCACGGCAACGCAACGCAACGUCCCUUAGACAUAGAAAAGGAACAACAACAACAGCAGCAGCAGCAAUAUAUAUAUACAUAUACA